CAUUACACACGAUUGGUACUUGCUCUAUCAACCACGACUGUGCAAUUCGGCACUACGAACACCGCUCUGCUUACCAACAUCCCAAACACGACCACGAUACUCGGAUACAUAAUGUCGAUAUCGUACUCUCUGUUUGGGUUAUCACCGACUGAGGCAACAUCACCGCAUCAACCCUCCAUAACAAUAACCUCAUGUUCUCACGCAUCGCACAAUCUUUCAAAAAAGAGACGGCAUCACCCACCAGCAGGACCCAUCGCUCUACCAGGAACAUGAGCAGCAAGCCUAGUACGACGACAAUGUUCCGCGGCCUACCCGUCAUCCCGGACGAAACCUACACCACAAACACUCCACGCAAAAUCUCCAAAUGCUUUCUCGCCGCCGAAGUGGAAGAAGGCGUCGGAAUGCGCGUACGUCGCGGAAUCGGCCUGGCCAGAUUACCUCACCUGAGCCCUUUUAUCAUGCUAGAUCACUUCAACAGUACUUUUGGAAACGACAUGGAUGCCAGUGCACCCGACCAUCCCCAUCGCGGCCAAGAAACAAUCUCCUACAUCAUCUCCGGCGGCGUCGACCACGAAGACUUCGCGGGCAACAGAGGCACGCUUGAGGCUGGAGAUUUGCAAUUCAUGACUGCGGGGAGGGGCAUCAUGCACAGCGAGAUACCCAUCCACAACGGAAACGGGGAACCCAGUGUAGGCAUGCAGUUGUGGGUUGAUUUGCCCAAGGAAUUAAAGUACUGCGAGCCGAGGUAUCGAGAUCUCAAGGCCAAGGAGAUUCCUGAAGCCGGGGGAGAUGGCGCGAGAGUCCAUGUAAAAGUUAUAAGCGGCCUAUCAUUUGGUGUCGAAAGCAAAAAGGAACUCUCCUACACACCAGUUUGGUACCUGCACUUCACCGUGCAACCAGGCGGUUCCUUGCACCAGUCCUUACCGCAGACUUGGAACGCCUUUGCCUAUGUCCUCGAGGGCGCUAUCCAAGUCUCCAACGGCAACAGCAGCGACGCCAAAUCUCCAUCGCGAUCAAUCGGACAAUUCCACAUGGCCGUCUUUGAACAAGAGGGGGACAGCGUAUCCAUCAGCGUCAGCGCGGAUGCAAAAGAGGCUGCAAACUUCAUUCUGGUUGCGGGGCUGCCGCUGGACCAGCCGAUUGUUCAGUACGGCCCGUUUGUGGUUACGAGUAGGGAGGAGGUGCAGCAGGCGGUGAGGGAUUUCCGGAGGGGGGAGAAUGGGUUUGAGAGGGCGGUGGGUUGGGUGAGCGAGAAUAGUAGGUCGAGGAGGAAUUCGGUCGUGGUGUGAAGGAUGUUUGGUUCUUGGUGUUGUGGAAGAAGUAGUGGCCGUAUAUAUUGGUGUUGGUUCAGGAAAUGGCUCGAGAGUCUGUGGACAGUUGUGACAUUUUGUCGCUUGUGGUAGAGCGCUAUGUGGUGGGGGUGAUUGAAGAGAUUAUGCUGGUUUCACUUGUCCGAGUAUCUCACUG
Alternaria alternata is the source of this 1467-nucleotide messenger RNA. RefSeq lists its product as hypothetical. The record is from RefSeq and is a predicted model, not a curated record. Bases 270 to 1289 code for a protein of 339 amino acids. Lineage: Eukaryota; Fungi; Ascomycota; Dothideomycetes; Pleosporales; Pleosporaceae. The transcript has 3 exons.